Messenger RNA from Rhagoletis pomonella (apple maggot), 384 nucleotides. Its product is annotated as prostatic spermine-binding protein-like. The annotation marks the transcript as partial. NCBI's taxonomy places the organism in Eukaryota, Metazoa, Arthropoda, Insecta, Diptera, Tephritidae. The transcript has a single exon. The record is from RefSeq and is a predicted model, not a curated record.
AUGUCUUCAAAGUUUGCAUACUUCCUGGCGGCACUCUUAGCGAUCCUCUGCUUGGCGCAACAUUUCGAGGAUACCUCAGCUGUAAAAAUUCAACGCAUUCAACGCGUGUUGACCCGCGAUGAAAUUGCAGCUAGAAGAGAAACUCAACACAACACCAACAAUCGUUUGAGCUACACGAAGCAAGGUGGCAAUAACGAUGAUGAUGAUGACGAUAACGAUAACGAUAACGAUGAUGAUGAUGAUAAUCAUCAUGAAGUAGAUGGAACCGAUGAGGCUAAUGAAGAUUCCUAUAACAAUCCACAAGUUUUGAGAGACGAUGCACAAAAUAACGCUGAAGGUGCAGAGAGUGAACAGGCUAAUGCUGAAGAUGGCAACGAUGUAGAG